CAACUUACCUGUGAUGCCGCAUAGAAUACCAUCCACAGCUGCCUAGCACUUAUUUAUCAUUAUUCCCGUUCCAAAGAGCAGCAGCCUGUGGGAAAACUGCUUUAUUCCAAAGAUGGUCGCUUCAGGGAACAACUAUUUCGUCGAGACAGUAGUGGUAGUGUAAAGGAUCUUCAUUAUUUACCUGUGCUUCUUACCUGGACGAACUUACGGACGACGGAGGAUACUGGGAUAACAACCUAAAACGACAGGAGGAUACGUACGUAGUGCGACAAACAGAUGGAGGAGCGAGCGACCGCCUUUCGCCAGAGGAAACUUUCCUCCCUGGUUUACGACGAUGACGAAGUCGAGGAACUAUGGGCGGCCGUGGACUCGGGCAACUUCGGCCAAGUUCGGAAGCUGAGCCGAGGGGAGCUCGAACUCGACCGCGUGUACGGCGACAGGGCCUUUAACUUCCUCUGGCAGGCAGGAUUUAAGAACCACUUGGACAUCGUACGAGAGCUGAUUCGCGCGGGCGCAGACGUGAACUGGCGGCAGCCCUCCACGGGUGACACCCUGCUGAUGUUCGCCGUCAAGAUGCAGAAAGAGGAGCUGGUGUGUACGCUGCUGGAGGAGUGCGACCCUCCGAGUGACGUGAACCUGCCCAACAGCUGUUUUGAGAUCCCGCUCCACGCCGCGGUGGAUGCCGGGAAUGUGGACCUGAUGCAGAUCCUGCUGCAGAGCAGGGCCAAGAUCAACUUCAAGAAUGUAGAUGGCGACACUCCCCUGCAUUACGCUGUGAAACACGACAACAAGGAGAUCGCCUCCAUUCUCCUAGACAGCGGCUGCCGGAGCGAUAUCGCAAAUGACAAGGGCCAGACAUGUCUACAUCUCGCUGCCAUGGGUAACAACAUGGACCUGGUCCAGCUACUGGUAAAGGCGGGAUGUGACGCCAACGCCAGAGACAAGGCGAAAAAGUUCCCACAGGACUAUGCCACAGACCAAGCUAUUGUGGACUAUCUGGACAUGCAGCCAGCAAUGGAUUAGAACUCAGCCUUAGUGCUAUAUUGUCGAGCUUGGGAAAAAUUCAAAUGAUAGAGGUUGCAUUGGUUUGAAAAGAGCCGCUUAUUUAUUCUAUCCAGUAUGUUUCUACCAUCUCAAAGUUGUCAGAAAGUUGUCAUCUGUAUCCUAAAAGUUGUACCAUUCUCCAUUUCUUGUUACUUUGAAAGAAGUGUGUUAUCGAAUUGUAAGGAGAGUGUUCUUCUUUCGCCACUGUUUGCAAAAGGUUACAUUGUACGUUAGAAGCAUCCUAUUGUUUUCCUUCUCAGGUACUCAUUUAACACCAGUUUGUGUUUGUUAUGCUCCUGUCAUACAGUCAAUGAGGUUCCGCUGUGUUUCUUGAUUGCUAGGAAGUAGCAGAAUCAUCAAAUUGACCAAGAGUUGUACUUUUCACCUGAAAAUGUACCCCAUUGCAUUGUACUGGGCUUGUUGACCUGCUGUAUGAUAGGACCUCUAAGGUGGUGGGUGAAAAGGCUAAUUUGACAAUAACUCUAUUAGUCCAUUUCAUAUUUUUUAUGGUAUUAUGAUGCCUUUUUGUCUUAUCAUCAUAAAACUUGUUUGGGCACAUUUCACAGAUAGUGAUAAAAGGAUGUUUACGUAUGAUUCUAAUGCCAUGAAAUGGGUAAGGUAAUAUCAUGAAAUAUGAAUUAUGUUA
Molecule: messenger RNA, 1690 nt
Organism: Branchiostoma floridae (Florida lancelet)
Lineage: Eukaryota; Metazoa; Chordata; Leptocardii; Amphioxiformes; Branchiostomatidae
Product: putative ankyrin repeat protein RF_0381
Exons: 6
Coding region: 277-1023 (248 amino acids)
Molecular function (GO): protein binding
Source: RefSeq, a predicted model, not a curated record